Molecule: messenger RNA, 372 nt
Organism: Knipowitschia caucasica
Lineage: Eukaryota; Metazoa; Chordata; Actinopteri; Gobiiformes; Gobiidae
Source: the annotation of a GenBank genome assembly
AUGAACCAGGACAAGGUGAGGAGGCCUGAGGAGGAGGCCCAAGUGGAGGAGGAGCAGGAGGAGGCCCAAGUGGAGGAGGAGCAGGAGGAGGCCCGAGGAGGAGGCCCAAGUGGAGGAGGCCCCAGUAGAGGAGGCCCGAGGAGGAGGCCUGAGGAGGAGGCCCCAGUGGAGGAGGCCCAAGGAGGAGGAGGCCCGAGGAGGUGGCCUGAGGAGGAGGAGGAGGAGGAGGCCCGAGGAGGAGGCCCCAGUGGAGGAGGCACAGGAGGAGAGAGAGAGGAAAGAGGAGAGAAGAGAGGAGAGAGGAGAGGAGAGAAGAGAGAGGAGGGAGGAGCAAGAGGAGGGAUAGGAGAGGAGAGAGGAGAAAGAGGAUAG